Molecule: messenger RNA, 2383 nt
Organism: Seminavis robusta
Lineage: Eukaryota; Bacillariophyta; Bacillariophyceae; Naviculales; Naviculaceae
Source: the annotation of a GenBank genome assembly
CACCGCUAUUAAUACCCGCACCACUUUUGACCAUUGUCAAUUAAUUAAUUGUCAGCAUGAUCUAGCUAGUGGCUAGUGCUAGCUACGUGUACCAGUAGAGCAAACCUGAGCUAGCUAUAGAGAGCCGAACUUACAAUCCGCAUACUAGCUAGUAGCCUCUCGGCUCCUUCAUUCUUCCGUGCUUCCGUGUCGUUCUUAUACAGGUUCACAGUUCACAACUCCGCCAUCACCCAUCAUAACCAUCACAGAAGUAUCGAAUAUUUUGAUUUCCAAAAACAAAGUUCUUUGCCUUUGGUGGGCCGUCCUAUACAUAUCUAGCCUUUUGACCAUGGGCCGCAUCAUCAUCUUCACAAUCGACAGCUGCAGCUUUUGCCACCGCGUCAAGAAAGAGCUCCAGCACCGGUGUCUUCCCUUUGUAGAGAUUCCAGUGGAUUGCUUUCCCGAGAGAAAAGUGGACAUGUUUGAGUUGUCAGGCAAAAUGACAGUUCCUCAGAUCUUCAUGAAUACACGGUGGAUCGGCGGCUGCGAUGAGCUGAUCAAACUUUUGGAUACUUGGGACUCCGAAGGGGACUACUGGCAGAGGUAUCUCGAAGAGGUAGCAAGGCAACCAGAUCCGGUAGAUUAUCGAUUGUCGCACCCCAUGACACCAUUGGGACUUACGGAGCUCUUCCAAAGCAGUGACCAUCACCGUGAUCCAUCGGCUACGGGGGGAGACGAAUGCUUCGUUGAUGGGUGGAUACCAUUGCCUGGCAAUCCACCAACGCGUGCCACUUUUGGUGAGGUAACCAGCAUUCUGGUUCAAGAGAUGCCCCGAGAAAAGCUGGCAUACCUAGCAAAGUACUACCAGGAUUGCUUCACCGGUUGUCAAGGAGUGGAUGCCUUGAUGCAGAUCUUCCCCGCGCUGUGCCCUAGCCAAGACCCAAACAAUGCAGAGGACCGAUUGCGAGCAGUAGGAUUUGGCAACUUGCUCAUGAGAUGCGGUAUCAUGCAUCAUGUUGCAAAUCACCACCAAUAUGUGGACACCAAAGAUUACUACUACAGGUUGCAACCAUUUCACCAGCCAUAUCUACUCAACUCGUUUCUGUCGCAACAGCAAGUGUCGCUCAGCCUGACAUCCCACAUGAAGGAGAGUUCCACGUUCAGACCGGAAGAAGACACCAGUUCUUCAGGUCCAAACACAGUGCUCUCCGCUUCUGGCGCGUUAAAGCUGCUGACAAACCUUCAACGAUUGCUCUCUGACAUUGAAACUCGCGCUACGGGACGCGACGGCAUCGACUUUCUGGCGACCAAGGACUACAGCGAUCCAGCUUUCAUCCAGCUGGAAGAAGGGUCGUGUCGGCUGCAGUGCAUGGAUGGUAUCUGCUUGGCAUCUACAAUGACCGAUGCGGAGAAAACUGUGUUUGGCAUCCAUCUCUACAACACCAUGGUAAGGCAUGCUCAAAUAAAGGUCGGACUGCCAACCACAGCCUCCCAACGGAGAGCGUUUUUCACCGGCGUGAAGUACAAGGUUGCCAAUCAAAUAUUGUCUUUAGAUGAUGUUGAGCACGGAUUUCUGAGAGCCAACACGCGGCAUCCAUAUCACGUCAAACAGCAGUUUCUGGGAGACGAUGCACGACGAGCAUGGACCACGAAGAAGCUGGACCCCAGAAUUCACUUUACUUUGUGGUGUGGUGCAAAGUCCUGUCCUCAACUCAAUGAAUUCUCGGUCGAAAACUUGGAUGAGCAGCUGCAACUCGCCUCUGAAUCCUUCUGUCUGGAUGACAACAAUGUGGUGGUGGAUGAAAACACAAAUACGUUGACUUUGUCAAUGAUAUUCAAAUGGUACAAGAGCGACUUUGGCUGUGCUUCAUCUAAGGAUCUCCCAGAGGUUGUGUUGGGAUAUUUGCCAGAAGGAAGUGAAAAGCAUGCAGCACUUUCAGCCAUGAUUAUUCAGAGCAAGACACCGGGAAGCUACUCUCCGGGUCAACGACGCUUCACCAGGGGAAUGCCACGAAGCUCGUCCCCAGACAUGAGGAGCAAACCACCAGACAACCGUGAAACCUGGGGAGGAAAAAGCACCAGCCAAAGGACUGGAGAUGGUGUCAAGGUCAAGUUCAUCCCAUAUGAUUGGGCUCCUCAGGCAGCGCCAGGGAAGUUUGCCACAUUCACCCGCAGCAACUUGAAGACCACCGAGACGUCCUUGAGGGCACCUUUUUCAAAGAGAGCUAUAGCUGGCCUGACCAUGGGAGGAAUGCCGUCGAACUUCCGAAACAAGAGCGAUCGCAAGCAAUGACCAUAGAAAUCUUUUUUGCAAUGAAAACCCAGCUUAGUUGACCACACCACUGUCUAUUAAUAGAAUAAACGAUGUACUUUAGCAGAGCUGCAACAGCCCCCAAACAAAGCA